Pungitius pungitius (ninespine stickleback) is the source of this 2327-nucleotide messenger RNA. It is a transcript of the gene ltb4r, whose product is annotated as leukotriene B4 receptor. Gene Ontology annotation, molecular function: complement component C5a receptor activity; leukotriene receptor activity. Gene Ontology annotation, cellular component: plasma membrane. Bases 202 to 1311 code for a protein of 369 amino acids. The transcript is spliced from 4 exons. Lineage: Eukaryota; Metazoa; Chordata; Actinopteri; Perciformes; Gasterosteidae. Gene Ontology annotation, biological process: positive regulation of cytosolic calcium ion concentration; inflammatory response; complement receptor mediated signaling pathway. The record is from RefSeq and is a predicted model, not a curated record.
CCAAAGCAGAGAGCAAAGCACGGGAGGGAACCAGCCGUGAAAUAGAUGGACACCUAGAUGGUAACCUUUUCUGAGUGGAGUUAUUGUGGUGCCGUUAAAAGAAGAGAAGAUCAGCAGUGAGCAGUGGGAGCUUUGUCUGUUGAAAAGUUGUGUCAGGUUCACACUUGUCAAAACCGCGACCUGACAUCAGACGCUCUCCCGAUGGCGUCCAACAUCACCACCUCCGCCCCGCCGCCCCCCCCAUCCAUGUCCGUCGGCGCCCAGGUGGGCAUCGCCAUCCUGUCCCUGGCGUUGGUGCUGGGUCUCCCCGGCAACCUCUUCGUGGUGUGGUCCGUGUUCUGCCGGGUGAAGAAGCGCUCGGUCACCUGCCUGCUGGUGCUCAAUCUGGCUCUGGCUGACGCCACCGUGCUGCUCGGCGCCCCCCUUUUUCUGCGCUACCUGGCCGGAGGCCGCGGCUGGGAGUUUGGCUCGGCGGCGUGCAAGCUGGUGCACUACCUGUCGAGCGUGAACAUGUACGUGUCCAUCUACCUGAUCUGCCUGAUGAGCAUGGACCGCUGGCUGGCCGUGACGAGGCCCUUCGUGUCGCAGAGGAUGAGGACCAAGCAGAGCCUGCUGGCUCUGCUGCUGGCGGUCUGGGUGCUGGCGUUCGUCCUGUCGCUGCCGAUGCCUUUCUACCGCAGCAACCUGAGCAAAACACUGCCAAACAACCUCACUUUGAGCUUUUGCAUACCGUACCACUGGAACAGCGUGGCCCACCGGGUCUUCCAGUACCUGUUUGAGACCAUCAUGGGCUGCGUGGUGCCGUUCUCCCUCAUCAACACCUGCUACUCCUCCGUCUUCUGCCGCCUGCAAAGUGCCAAGUUCCAGCGGAGAGCACAGGGCAGCCGCCUCAUCCUGCUGAUCAUCGGUGCCUUUGCCCUGUUCUGGCUGCCCUACCACAUUGUCAACAUCAUAGAGGUGGUCGGCCUGUUGCAGGACAGCCCUACGGUGAUCGCCGCCGCCCUCAGAGGUCGCCCCAACGUCACGGCCUUCGCCUACUUCAGCAGCGCCGUCAACCCCAUCCUCUACGUGUUCGCCGGCAGCUCCCACAUCCGCCAGGCCGGCCUUGGCUUCAUGGGCAAGCUCUUCGACGGCACCAACUCGGAGAGCCGGAGCAACUCCACCUUCAGCCGCAGCGUCCGCAGCAGCCGCAGCGGCUCCUCGCCGGACGAGGGCACCGUCCUGCAGGCGCUGUCAACCAAACUGGGGAAGUCGUUCAAGGGCAAGCAGAAGAGCAGCAGCGUGGCGGGCAAAGAGGACGACGAGCCUUAGCUCAACGGCGUCCAACAGCCAGAGUAGCGCUUCAGAGCACAAUUCCCCCAAAGAGCCUCUUCCCACGGACGACUUUUCAUAGACAACGGCUUCGUUGGGCCCCCCUGCUCAGCGCCACCGCCAGAUCGCCGAUUGUGGUUUGGAGUCAAAUACCUCCAAUCAAAUCAGGGUUGGUCGAGAAAUGUAUAAAAUCUUUUGUUUUUUAUAUUUUUAUAGUCGUGUCCUUUUUGCCAUAAAAACCAUACUGAUAUAAACGCUUUUUUAAUGUUGCAUUUUUGCUAUUACGGGCACAAGACGUACUCUACGAGGCUUGGGGACAAAUUGUCCUCUGCACUUUCGCAAUCUUCAGCCGAGCACAAUAAGACUGUUGCAUGUGUAGCAUUUCACAAAAGCCUCCUCCCCUGCGCUCGUACCUGCGACAUCUCAGACCACAGUUGCACAACCCUUGACGUAAAGGGCCGAGUUGCUGUCAGCUUUUUUUCCUUUUGGCUCAGAGUUAAUUUUAAAAGCUUUCGGAAUCAAAAUGUAGUGAACACACAUCACUGACGGCAAGAAGCUGUUUGUGGACAAAUAAAUAGGACAAAACCACUGCAGAAGGCAGAGUUGUGGCUCGUGUGACCUCGUUGAGCAACCUUUCUGGGUAAUUAAAAAAAGGGUAUAAAUGAUUACACAUUCUCGAAAUUUACACCCAGGUUGGUUCAGUGGCUUCUUUGACGCACACAGUGCUGUGUGUCCCGGUGUGUGAGGUGAAGAUUUCCCUUUGUACUUUAUGGGUCAAGCGUCUCGUUGGUUACUGACAAAGUUACGACAAUGAAUUAGAAUUUGGUGCAAAAUAUUAACUAGAAGCAGCUGUAUUGUUCAUUUCUGAAUCCCACCUCUCAUUCUAACUCAAAAAUCACAUGACAAAUUUAUGAAAUGAAAGGAGAUCCUCUUAUUUCAAAUUGAGUAUGCUGCCCUCGACCUGCGUUUCCUCUUGACGAGAAAAAGCCAGCUAACACUUUUCCUUAUGAAUAAAG